Messenger RNA from Salvia splendens (bonfire salvia), 2712 nucleotides. Its product is annotated as 65-kDa microtubule-associated protein 3-like. The transcript is spliced from 13 exons. Bases 153 to 2480 code for a protein of 775 amino acids. Gene Ontology annotation, cellular component: cytoplasm; spindle. Gene Ontology annotation, biological process: microtubule cytoskeleton organization. Gene Ontology annotation, molecular function: microtubule binding. The record is from RefSeq and is a predicted model, not a curated record. NCBI's taxonomy places the organism in Eukaryota, Viridiplantae, Streptophyta, Magnoliopsida, Lamiales, Lamiaceae.
UUCUCGGGUCCUAACGGUCAAAUUUUCCAAAGUAUCGCACUCCCUAUUUCUCAGCUUUUCCUCGCAAAUUCCAACUUUCGCUAACACAAUUUAACGAAACAAACGUAUGUCAUUGUUUCUGCUUUUCGAUUUUCAGGUCUAGUCACCUUAAAAUGUCAGCAUGCCAAGGCAAUGUACUUUUGCGCAUGCAAUCAGCAUUUAGAUCUCUUCUAUAUGAAUUGCAGUUAAUAUGGGAGGAGAUUGGGGAAUCUGAUGAUGAAAGGGAUAAGGCGAUAGUUGAACUUGAACAAGAAUGUUUAGAAGUGUUCAGAAGAAAAGUAGAUCAGGCAAACAUGCGUAGAGCUCAGUUGAGGCUGGCAAUUGCUGAUGCUGAAGCAGAGCUUGCUGCUAUCUGCUCUGAAAUAGGAGAGCAACCAGUGCAUAUCAGGCAGUUUGAUCAUAAACCUGAAAGCUUGAAGGCUGAACUCAGAAUGAUCCAACCACUGAUAGAGGAGUUGAGAAAGAGAAAAAAUGCUAGGAAGAAUCAAGUGUCUGAGAUCCUCGCUGAGAUGCAGAGCAUAAAGAAUGAAAUUUGUAGCUCAAAUGGGGUUUCCUCUAAUGAACCACAAACCAUUGAACCUGAUCUUUCGAUAAAGAAGCUUGAGGAAUUGCACAGAGACUUGAGGGCACUUCAAAUGGAAAAGAAAAAGUGUCAGAAGAUGACACAAGGCCGCCUGAACUCUUUGCACUCCCUGUGUGUGGUGCUUGGUUUGGAUUUUAAAAAAGUUGCUAAUGAAAUCCAUCCGAGUUUAGGAGAAGCUAAAAGCUCAAAAUAUAUUAGUAACAGUACUAUAGAGCAAUUGGGGCCUGCAAUACAACAACUAAGAGAGCUUAAAUUACAGCGAAUGCAGCAGUUACAAGACCUUACGGCUUCAUUGUUGGAGCUCUGGAACUUAAUGGACACACCAAUCGAAGAGCAACAGAUAUUUCAGAAAGUUACUUGUAAGCUCGCUGCUUCAGAAGACGAGAUAACGGAGCCCAACAUGCUUUCUAUUGACCACAUUAAUUGUGUCGAGGCAGAAGUUUCUCGCUUGGAAGAGUUGAAAGAAAGCAAGAUGAAGGAACUUGUUCUGAAGAAGAGGGCUGAGUUGGAGGCUAUUUGUAAGAAGACUCAUCUUACUCCGGAGAGAAAUAGUGCAAUGGCAAAGGCAAUGGCAAUGGCAAUGGAAAUAAAUGCUACUGAAUCUGGAUCUGUUGAUGCUGCUUGUGUGCUUGAUGCAAUUGAGCUUCAAAUAGCUAGAGCUAAAGAGGAGGCUCUCAGCAGGAAAGAAAUUCUCGAGAAGGUUGAGAAGUGGAUGGCUGCGCGUGAAGAGGAAAGCUGGCUCGAAAAAUAUAAUAAGGACGGUAAUAGGUAUAAUGCUGGGAGAGGUGCUCAUCUUACACUAAAACGUGCUGAAAAGGCUCGUGCUUUGGUCAAUAAGCUUCCAGCAAUGAUGGAUACACUUGCUUCAAAAAUCUUAGCUUGGGAAAAUGAGAGAGGAAUUGACUUCAUUUACGAUGGCGUCCGUGUGCUUACUAUCCUUGAAAGUUAUAAAGUUCUCAGGAAAGAUAAAGAAAUACAGCGGAAAAGACAGAGGGACCAAAAGAAACACCAAGGACAGUUAUUAACAGAGCAGGAAGCUGUUUAUGGUUCAAAGCCUAGUCCCAUAAAGAACCCGAAUGUGAAGAAAGCACCUAGAUUAUCAUAUGCUGGGGCAAGUAAUAGAAAAUUAUCUCUUGGUGAACCUAUGCUACAUUCUCAUGUGACCCCUGCAGUGAAAGCUAUACCUAAUAUUCAGACCGCCAAGAAAAAUGAGUGUAUAAAUCAGAAAGCACCUAGAUUAUCGUAUGCUGGGGCAAGUAGUAGAAGAGUAUCUCAUGCUGAACCUAUGCUGCAGUCUCAUGUGACCCCUGCAGUGAAAGUUAUCCCUAAUACUUGGACCACCAAGAAAAAUGAGUGCAUAGAUCAGAACCGUCGCAAAGAUGAUAGACAUGCAGCUUCCUCAUCGGUUCAGAGAAGAGGUCUGAACCGGGCUGGCAUUACCACAAAACAACAUUCUUCCAACUUAUCAAAUGCUCGUGAAGCAGGGCGACAAUUGGUGCGAAAGCCUUUCUCUCCUCUUUCUUCCGCAAAUCCAUCAAAAACAACUGCAGCAAAUGUCAUGGAAGACCUGAACAGGAAACACGAUGAGUUAUGGCAGAAGCUGCUUACAAUCAAUAGGACACCUCCCAAUAUUAAGUUGAGAGCUGAGCAAGAGAAUAGAACACCUCAGAAGACACCAACAACUGCACCUUUAACACCCAAAGCAAUAUCCAUUCCAAUGCAGACAGCUGUAACACCAGCUUCCAUCAAGACGACAUCCAUUGCUCGAGUUGAAGAGGAGCUUGAGUACUCGUUCGAGGAGAGGAGAGCUCAUUUUGUGCUGCCUAAAUCACCUCUGAUUAAUGUGGCGCGAGUUUGAAAUAUGAACAUUGAUCAUGGCGCCUUAAGUUAUACUGAGUUAUUUGAUUAUUCAAUGUUGUGAAUACAGGUGAGUUCUACUGUUCUUUCCUUGUGUGCGUAGUGUGUAUACAGUAUAGAGGCUCUCGAAUUUGGAUGUUGUAGCGGCGAUGCGAGUUUCAAACUCCAACAUUUAUUUAUAAUUGUAGUAGUUGUUUUGGAAGGUUGAUAAUGAUAUCCAUUUGUUUCAUGUU